Molecule: messenger RNA, 3882 nt
Organism: Clarias gariepinus (North African catfish)
Lineage: Eukaryota; Metazoa; Chordata; Actinopteri; Siluriformes; Clariidae
Exons: 17
Coding region: 154-2490 (778 amino acids)
Source: RefSeq, a predicted model, not a curated record
AGUACGCGGUGGUGUCACGGCUGCAGGGCGGGAAUCUCUCACACCGCGCUUCCUCUACACACAAGGACGCUGCUGGAGGAGACUGAACUUCUCGGGGUCUUUUAGCGACAUACAGUACAUCGGUAUCACUUGUAGUGAUUGUAGUCCGAGAGCAUGAACAGCAUGAAGAAGCUGGAUGUCCCUCAGCUGAGUAAUGAGAUGCAGCUGAAAAUUAUGCACAUGGUGAAGAGUGGAGAGCUGAGCAUCGACGACGCUCUGGACCAGGCCAGAAAAGACAAACUGCAGCUGCUCCACAAGAGCUUCGAUUUAGAGGAAAAACAAGCCUCCCAGUACAACUUCAGUGUGCAUAAAUUUAAUGCUUACAGAUGGCAAAAGCGAGUACUCCAGAUUGAUUUCUGCACAAAGCUGCUUUGCAGUAUUGAGAAAGGAAUUGUGAAGAGGCAGUUUCCAUUUGCGACCAUUAAAAACUGCCAUGAUGCUGCAGGGACCAGGUUCACUGUGUCCUUCAAGAACCAUCAUGAAUAUGAGCUAGAGGCUAUGUCUCCACAGGACAAGCAAAAAAUGCUGGAACUGAUAAAUCAAAUUAUUUACAAGAAUAUUCAGCCUGUAGAUGUUUAUGAGGAGCUUGAGGAGCCACCAGUGUCCAUGAAACCGCUUCAUGAGGGCCAGCUGCUUCUGCAGCGAGGAGGACUAGCAUCGUUCAAAUGGAAGAAGUAUGAAGCACAUCUCUAUACAGGACACCUGACCCUGCUCUCAACAGGACUUUCGCAGUAUGAGGAUGAAGCCGACAUCCCCAUGUCCUCCACUCUGCCAAUCAUCAUUCACAUUUCUGAUGGCAAUGCCAGUGUGAAGAGCCACCGCACCUCUGACUCCCUGUUUGUGCUUCUCACUAACAAUAAUGUGUUCCAUUUCCGCAUUCCAAUCAAUGGACAGAGGAGUGGAGAAGAUGUAAGGAGUGAACGGGAUGCCUGGGUUGAAGCUAUUGACGUCUUAUGUAUGGACUGGAAAAGCAAAUCUCAGUCUGAACAUGUGUAUGAAGAACUCAGAAGUUGUGCCAAGAUUGCACAAAGCAUGAACGAGUGUAGGACUAAAGAAGAGAGAGAACCAGAGGCUGACAGGAUGCAGCAAAAUAGUGGAUCUGCUUUAGUUCAACCGAUUCCAAGACCACGGGUAUCCACUCCAAAUGCACCUGUUCCGUUGCCAAGGGCCCCUCCGGUGCUUGAACCGGUGCCUGAGUUAAAGUUACCGUCCACACUAGUGAAAACUGCAGAGCCAGAACCAAUACCACAACUUGCAGCUGUGAUAUCACCGAUGUUCACUUCAGCACUAAUUCCCUCUCCUCCUCUGCCACCUCCUCUGCCCAGGAAGACUAUGACAAAAACGGUGACAGAGAGAACCAAGGCCUUUCACUGGGAUAUCAUUAUGCAAGACAAGAUUGCGAAGACAUUGUGGGCACGGGGAAGUCUUCGAGAAAUUAAAAUCGACACACCUCGUCUGUAUGAGCAAUUCGGAGUCAAAGACCUGGGGCACUUUUCGAACACAGAGACCAGUAAUCACGUCGAAAUCCUGCUGAGUGCAAAAAUCGCACACAACUUCAACAUUUUCCUCAAAAGUUUCCCAGUGCAGCCUAAAGAGCUCAAGGACAAAUUGUUCAUUGUUGAUGAAGGAGAAGGAGGCCUCUCUGAUGAACACAUUGCUUCUCUCAGGAGGUAUGUGCCCACUCCAGAUGAUAUAGAGAUGUACAAGUCUUAUAAAGGAGACGUGAGCGAACUGCACAUGGUUGAUCAAUACAUGAUGGAGAUGUGUAACAUCACUUACCUAAGCACGCGACUGGACCUUCUGCUAACUCUCAGAGAGCUGCCCAUCAGCAUCGAAGACCUAACACCGCUGAUUAACCAGAAGAUUGUCAUGUGUCGUCAGCUGUGGGGCUGUGAAUCGUUCGUGUUCGUGCUCGAGUACCUGCUGACCAUCGGCAAUUACCUCAACCAGCACGCAGGCAAAGAAAAGGCCAAGGGAUUCCGUCUCUCAUCCUUAACGAAGCUCACACAACUGCGUGGGAAUGAGAAGAAGUUCACCUUGCUGCAUGCCCUUGUGGAGCAGAUCAUGUUGCACGAGCCCAGUUUGGCUACGUUUUUCCAGGAGUUGACAGAAUUUGAGACCGUCCCAGGGGCAUCAAUUAAAGGCCUUACAGCUGAGGUGGAUGUUGUGAAGAAUGAGCUACAGAAGGUCAUUCAGUACAGGAAAACAUACAAGUGGAAAAACUUAGGCAUCCAGCACUCCAAAUUCUCCAAAGACCUAAAGAUGGCCAUCGAGAAGUAUGAGGCUGAUCUUAGCCAGUUGACGAAGAGGUGCGCUGAGAUGAGGAAACUCUACGCUGACAUAUUGGUGAAAUUCGGAGAGCCUUCGGAUCAAGAUUCUCAGGAAGUGAUGGGCUGGGUUUGCCAGUUUAUCAACGAAUUCAAAAGGAUUCAUGCAGAGUUCACACAUUGAGAUUUGCCAUCAACGGUGUGUCUGUUGGUGUCUUUGUGCGUGUGUGUGUGUUUGUGUGUUCGUGUACGAGUGUGUGCUUUUGUGUAUGACUAAGAAGCCUGACCUGGCCUCUCAAGCAUAACAGAGAAGGCGUGUCAAUCCAAAGACCAUUUGAAUGUCAGUCUAAACUAAAGAGCAAGGUUUUCAGCGAGCAUCCUAAUCCAAGGGUUUAGUGAAGGAUUUGCUGGAUCUAUCGCCGAUCCGGUGUUUACUUUGAUUAAAAGUCUUUGGCAGAUUUACUGAAUGCUGAAAGCAUCUCUCUUACUCCAGUCCAUAACAAAGAGGACUGCUAGAUGCACUGCUAGCUCAGGAGAAACGGCUCGGUUGGAAGCCGAUAUAGAUCGCCUGUUACUUUUCUGCUCCUGCUCUUUCAAUGGAAGUUACUGGGCUGGAGAUGACAAACGGGGGCUGCCAAGCUACCAGCGUGCACCCGGCUGCCCGAGAAGGAGGGAGGGCAGCAGUGGCCAAAGCCUGAUGAACCCCCAUGCACACAGAGUUUCUCCAGACUCUCCGACAUGAAGACCUCACUGGAAUGCUUUUGUUCCUCCCCUUCAUUUAAAUUAGCUUUGCAGAUAAGCCAUGUUUUAGAUUGAUUUUCUCUGUGACUUGAGGGAGCACAGGGCUUUAUGUGUCUUACAUUUUAAGCAGACAUCAAGAGCCAGACAGAUGUGUCCUUGAUUUUAAAAAGCUAAAUAUUUCGGAAUAAUGGAAGUCUGGGCAGCUCAUUGCUCACAUGUGCCACAGGGCAGUAUUUCAAAGAAACCGAUUUCUAUCGAAAACAUAAGCAUUGCAGCAUACAGUAUAUAGGAAUAGGCCAGAGAUAAUCAGAAUAAUGUGUUCAGUAAUUCAGAAUGAGAAAGGAAACCUAAAAAAAGUUAGAUUUUAGGCAUUGUGCACAGUACGGUGAAACAAUAAAACUGAACUGAUUAAACUGAUAUAAUGUUUUUAUUGCAUAUGUCUCUGGGAUGUCUGCACACCCUGGAGGAGUUUUAUAAUACUCCAAUCAUCUUCUCUGUCUAGCAGACAAAAAUCCCUCCUUUCUGUACGGUAGAUGUGCGAUUUGUAAUGACACAAUAACACGGCAGAAACUGAAACUUGAAUUGAUCCUCGAAACACAUUGGUAUAUGGAGAGAAGGUUAGCACUGCUUGUUCAGUCCACAGACAUCUCAGAAAAGCAAGAUGUAUAACGCAGACAAGCUCUUAUUUGAUUUACAACUUUUAAACAGUUGGGUUUAAAGACAUCUGUGCAUAAAAAACAAAGAAACUUAGAUUGGAAAUUUAUGUUCAGACCCAUAUAUAAAUUUUUUUUUUUUUUAAAUCAAGCUAUGCCACUUUGUGUUAUGUUCACACCUU